Molecule: messenger RNA, 426 nt
Organism: Prorocentrum cordatum
Lineage: Eukaryota; Dinophyceae; Prorocentrales; Prorocentraceae
Source: the annotation of a GenBank genome assembly
AUGCAGAGAAGGCUCAGGAGCGCCUGCGGCCAGCCGAGGAAGAGGACCAGCGGCAUGCUGCAGAGCGGGUUGUGGCCGUGGGCCAUCGCCAGGUGCAUUACCAGCGUCACGUGGACGGGAGCCACUGGCGGCAGCGGCAUGCAGGACAGGACCAGGAGGGUUGUGGACGCGGGCCAUCGCCAUGGGCAGGAAGCGGUCCAGCGCCGAUUCGCGGGACCUCUUGCUCAGCGUCGCGACGAGGAAGGCGACCAUGGGCGAUGCCAGCACGAGCAUGCACAUCAUGGGCCGGUGCAGCGUCGGCAUCUGCAGGGCGGUGAGGCUGAACUUCAGGACCAGGGGCACCGUCAGGAGGUCGCCCACGGAUCUGCUGCAGGAAAUUGGCGACCAGCGGCGGCUCGUUGCCCAUGCAGUUGCCCAGCGGCGUGA